GGAAACCAACACGAAGAAGAAGAGACGAAGGGCGGAAGAGACGAAGUGCACUCCGUUGUGGUCCCUUCGCAGUGCUAGCUAACAUGGAUGCUACAAUGGAAAACAUCGAACACACGCUACCGCUAUACUCGAAUAAUGCAAAAAAGAAAAGUAAAAAGAAAGUGAAUUCAGAAUACACAUACAAAUUGUCUGAAUAUGAAACAAUGGACUUUGUGAAAUUGCGCGUAUCAAAUCGCUACAUGUUUACGGGGAGGAGAAAUGCCUCUCGACUGGCCUGGAGGGCCAUCCUCAAACACAUGGGCUUGCAGGGGAAGAUGACGGCCAGUCAGGCAAUGAAAAAAUGGGAAAAUCUGAAGAAGAGAUACAAGGAGCUGAAGUACCCUCCCCCAGGGGUGCAGGUGUUCCCCCACAGUUGGCGUUGGUACGAUCUGAUGAGUGACGCAAUGGAGGGGCGUCUGGCAGGCUCAGCCCCCAUCAUCGGCCCACUCCCCCCGGGCACUAGCGACAGUGAUUUUCUCCCUGACGCCCGGCCCAGGAAGAGAUCCAUGAUUGGCGGAAUAGGGGUGAUGGGGAUGCACUGCGACCUGGACGAGAUGGACACCGAGAGGGCGACGCUGGAGACCGAACGGGCGGCAUUGGAGGGCGAGCGAGAGGUGAUGGGGAGAGAGCGGAUGGCACUGGAGAGAGAGCAAGCAGGGCUGGAACGAGAGAUGGCCAACCUGGACCGGGAGCGUGCCCAACUGGAGAGGGAGAAGGCAGCGGUGGAGAGGGAGAGGGGGCUGAUAGAGAAGGAGAAAGCGCAGGUGGCCAGGGAUCGGCUGGCUGUGGACAGAGACAGAGUUCUACUGGCGGAGGGUAGAGCAGCGGAGGAGAACGGUGCGGAAGGACAAAGCUGUAAAACAGGAGGACAGAGGGUCGUUGGGUCGUUGGAAAGAACCGAGAGAUUCCUCAAGAUGUUUGAAAAGUUGGUUGAACGUAUGUGAAGAACAAUUACAUGUUUGUUUACACUAGACUAUUCAAUUGGAAAGUAAUUGGAUAUAAUUUGUAUUGGUUUUAUUUUCUAUGAAUGUACAAAGUUUUCAAUGACAAAUCCUUUUUGUAUUGCUGUUCAGAGAUGCCUGUAUGCCUAUUGUUAUCUGGGCUAGAAGUAUUUGAACAUUAACUGCCUAAACAGUUGUACUCAAUCAGUUCAUUCAAAAUCACUUUGCAGCUACACACCUUACCGGUCAAUUCUCAAUUAAAAUGUUAAGCCAGGUCAUCAAAACAACUUUAUUCAAUUGUGGUAUUUCCAUACAAAGCACACAAUAGCAGGCUGUUUCUUCUUAUUACCCCCCCCCCUGCUCAUACAAUAGUCUUCAUCUUUAUUGAAAUAGGCUAUUGUGGUCAUAACAAUAACUUUGAAAUGUAAUAUGCCAAAUAUUGCAGUUCAUGUAAAAAAAAAAAAAAAUUCAGAAUAUAUUUUUAUAUUACAGUACAGACUUUACAAAUGCUUGUUUAAUUGCUUCUUUUAUUGCAUUGGUAUUCAAUUUAGCGUUCCAGUAAGCUUCAAUUCGUUUAUGCUAGUAUAAUAGUUUUUUAAAAUAGUGUUAGAUUUCUGUAAUAUAAUUUUUUUUCCUUUACAAAAACAUAUUUAAACAAUAUUACUGGUUGUCGUUGCCAGUCAUGAACAGACAUGAAACAAUGUUCGAUUGUUGGAUCAAUAAAAUGUCACAUUUU
Molecule: messenger RNA, 1716 nt
Organism: Oncorhynchus nerka (sockeye salmon)
Lineage: Eukaryota; Metazoa; Chordata; Actinopteri; Salmoniformes; Salmonidae
Exons: 4
Coding region: 84-983 (299 amino acids)
Source: RefSeq, a predicted model, not a curated record